GACUACUCAAUUUUUACUGGGAAAUGAAUUUCUGAGUAAAUUCCUCUGCACACACCAAAAAAAAAGCUUCCUCCAUUUUUACACACACCGCCCACACUUUCAUCACUCACUCACUCACAUACUCUUUACCAAUCAUCGGCGACCGAUCCUUUGGUCGCCGCCGAUCGUCGGUUUCUUCUCCGGGCUACUCUGUUUUUCCUCUUCACGGCAUUUCUUUUUCUCUUCCCUCUGCCUUUGAGCAUCUCUGUGAAAAGAUGAGUUUACGUGGAACUUCAAGUGUUGGUUCUGAUUCAUUCUCCAAGGGAAAAGGGGUAUCUGGAACCUCUAGCACCGACGUUAGUCAGUUGACGCAGGAUGUUUCAGAUAUUAGCUUUACUACCGGUGAAGAUGCUGGCUGGGAGGUGUAUGGUAAAAAAAACAAAAACAAAGGUGCAAGCGGUGCUGUUAAGCAGUGGCCUCAACAAAGUUCUAGUUCUCGGGCAUGGGGUAACCCUGGAUCAGGAAGGGGGGGUUCUGGCACCAAUUGGCCUUCCCUGGGACCUCAUUCUGGAAGGCCAGCGGGGAGAGGUUUACCCCAGCCAUUAGGUUUACCCCAGUCAUUAAAUCCACCUUCUCAUGGUAAUCAGCAUGCAGCUGCUGCUCCUCCUUUGAAGCAUGGCUGGAACUGGGCUUCUAGGCCUGGAGCUGCUCAACAAUCUGGACCAGGUUCUGCUAAUAGUCAGGUGACAUCAACUGCCAAUGCGCCAAUUUACAAGGAGAGUGUAAAAGAGGUUGGUGAAGUUGAUGAGUCUGAUGAUUCAGAUGUUGAUGACUAUGAAUUUGAUGAUGACCUCUUUAGUGAUGAAUUUGAUUCAGACUCUAGUGUUAAGAGUCAUGAAACUCGAAAGAAGACUCGCCAUCUGAAGGAACUUUUUGACUGCAUGGAUGGUCUAACUGCUGCAGAGAUUAAUGACCCUGAAAGACAAUGGCAUUGCCCUGCUUGCUAUGGAGGUCCUGGAGCCAUUGACUGGUACCGAGGCCUGCAGCCUCUUGUUGCGCAUGCAAAGACAAAGGGAAAUACCAGGGUGAAGCUCCAUAGGGAGCUUGCUCAAUUGCUGGAGGAGGAACUCCGCAGGAGGGGAACUGCUGCUGUCCCUGCUGGUGAAACGUUUGGCCAUUGGAGGGGACUUGAUCGAAGGGCUGAUAGAGAUAUUGUGUGGCCUCCCAUGGUGGUGAUAAUGAACACACGACUUGACAAAGACGAGAAUGACAAGUGGAUAGGCAUGGGAAAUCAGGAGCUGCUUGACUACUUUAGCUCUUUUGCUGCUCUGAAGGCUCGACACUCCUAUGGUCCUCAAGGGCAUCGUGGCAUAAGCCUUUUGAUAUUUGAGUCAUCAGCAGUGGGCUAUUUGGAAGCAGAGCGUUUAUGCAAGCAUUUUGAGGAUGAAUCGAGAGAUCGGGAUGCUUGGGAGCGCAAUAGGGCCCCUUUUUAUCCUGGCGGAAAGCGCCAGCUCUAUGGGUACAUGGCAGAAAAGAGGGACAUUGAUAGCUUUAAUCAGCACUGUCAAGGGAAGUCAAAACUCAAGUUUGAACUCGUAUCAUAUCAACAACAUGUAGUGCAACAAUUGAAGCAAAUGAGCGAAGAUAACCAGCAGCUGUUAUGGCUUAAAAACAAAGUGGCCAACGAGCAGAUCCGCUCAGGAAAGCUACAGGAUGCUGUUGACUUGUAUAAGGAGAAACUGAGGGAAACUGCAGAGGAGAGGCGCUUCAUAAAACUGAAAACAAAAAUGCAUCAUGAACAAAACAAAGAAGAGAUGGAUUAUCAGGAGCAAUUCUUCAAAGAGCAGCUGAAAACCAUCUUUGAUGCUAGAAAUGCGCAAGAAGAUAGUUUUGAGAAGGUCCAGCAGGAGCAGUGGGAAAAAAUCACUCAGACCCCUGCCAAUCCUUCUUCAGUGCAGGAUCCUCGUGCCAGGGCUGAGGAGAUUGCCAAGUCCAUAAAGCUUCAGGACAAGGAAAUGGAAGACUUUGUUGCUCAGAGGGACAUGUUGAUCAAUCUGCAUGAGCAAAGAAUGCAGGCGCUGCAAAAGAAACAUCUCAAGGAAGAAAUGGACUUGAAGGGGAGGCACUAUGAGGAGGUGCUUGCGAUUGAGAAGGAAUUUGAUGCUGCUCAGGUUAAACUGAUGGAGAAAUACAAGCCCUCCAGCUCCAGUCAGUAGUCCUCAAUGAGAACAUCUGCUCUGAUACAGUUUAACGGCUAACUGUUGGCACUUAGAAAUACAGUAGAUAUUUUAACGCGGCACUGGUUUUGCCGGAAACAUCCAACUUAUGGCAGGUUGAGCAGUCUUUUUGCUGGUGCGGAAGGUUUUGGUUAUCACCCAUUUCGAAACAUUGUCAUAUUUUCGUAGGUUUUCUCAAUCUUGAUAUUGGGUGAUAUCUGGAUAUGUUCAUCAGAUUAUGGUUUAUUUCGCUCUAUAGCUGGAACUGCAAGAUGACCUGGAAAACUUAUUAUGGCGUCAUUUCCUCUUUGAGAAAAUGGCAUUUUGGUCCCAAAAGCUUGCUUGCUGUUGUUAAAUUUGUGCCUUGAGUUGCUAGUUUCAUUUUUGACAUCUUUGAAAUUUUGCUUUUUAUUUGCUUUCUUAGGAAUGAUUUACUCGGAAACCUUUAACCUCAUAAUCGAUUUAGUUGCAAAAUUUUCAAG
This is a messenger RNA of Oldenlandia corymbosa var. corymbosa, 2677 nucleotides long. Lineage: Eukaryota; Viridiplantae; Streptophyta; Magnoliopsida; Gentianales; Rubiaceae. The record is from the annotation of a GenBank genome assembly.